Molecule: messenger RNA, 402 nt
Organism: Drosophila subpulchrella
Lineage: Eukaryota; Metazoa; Arthropoda; Insecta; Diptera; Drosophilidae
Exons: 1
Coding region: 35-205 (56 amino acids)
Source: RefSeq, a predicted model, not a curated record
AAAUUGUGGCAAAUCCUGUCGAGCUUUUGGAGCCAUGCCCUGCUGUAAGCGUACCGAGGCCCGGCGGGUGUGCCGGCCGAUGCCGUCGCUCCUAGCCAGGCUCAACUGUACGCCGUGCAACCGCGUCCUGUUCUUCGUGAUCGGGGUGGGACUGGGCGUGCUCUUCGUGCGCAACAAGGACGACAAGUCGGGCAAGAAGAAGUGAGGGUGUUCCACAUGGGCCAGCGGCGGCAUUACCAAGAACCCAAUCCCGGCCAGUAGUUAAUCGACAUCGAGCCACCCGGAACCAUCUGGAAUCACUAUGAAGAACUCAAGCCUCAAGGCGGCCUGCGAAAACAAAAUGCCAUUCGAUAAGUUUGUCCGCCGAAGAAUUAAUGAAUAAGAAAUUUCUCAGUCGAUAAA